AUGGACCAGUCGUCUCCAACCUACAUGCUUGCCAACCUAACGCACUUGCAUUCUGAGCAGCUUCUGCAAGGCUUGAACCUCCUUCGCCAGCACCACGAGCUCUGUGACAUUGUCCUCAGAGUCGGCGAUGUCAAGAUCCACGCCCACAAAGUGGUGCUUGCCAGCAUCAGCCCCUACUUCAAAGCCAUGUUCACCGGGAACCUUUCAGAGAAGGAGAACUCGGAGGUGGAGUUCCAGUGCAUCGACGAGGCGGCCCUGCAGGCCAUCGUGGAGUACGCCUACACCGGCACGGUGUUCAUCUCGCAGGACACCGUCGAGUCGCUUCUCCCGGCUGCGAAUCUCCUCCAGAUCAAGCUGGUGGUGAAGGAGUGUUGCGCGUUUCUGGAAAGCCAGCUCGACCCUGGCAACUGCAUCGGGAUUUCUCGUUUCGCAGAGACCUACGGCUGCCACGACCUCUACUUGGCUGCCAACAAGUACAUUUGCCAGAACUUCGAAGACGUUUGUCAGACGGAGGAGUUUUUUGAGCUUACGCAUUCUGAGUUGGAUGAAAUAGUUUCCAAUGACUGCUUGAACGUCGUGACGGAAGAAACCGUUUUCUACGCGCUGGAGUCCUGGAUCAAAUACGACGUGCAGGAGCGACAGAAGUACUUGGCGCAGCUGCUCCACUGUGUUCGGCUGCCGCUGCUGAGCGUGAAGUUCCUGACGAGGUUAUACGAAGCCAACCAUCUCAUUCGUGACGACCACACGUGUAAACAUCUCCUCAACGAGGCCCUGAAAUACCACUUUAUGCCUGAACACAGACUUUCCCACCAGACCAUGUUGAUGACACGGCCUCGCUGUGCUCCCAAAGUUCUUUGUGCUGUAGGAGGAAAAGCGGGGCUCUUUGCCUGUUUGGAAAGCGUCGAAAUGUAUUUUCCCCAGAACGACUCCUGGAUGGGCCUGGCACCUCUUAGCAUUCCCCGCUACGAAUUUGGAAUAUGUGUCCUAGACCAGAAAAUAUAUGUCGUGGGAGGGAUUGCAACCCACGUGUGUCAAGGCAUCAGCUACCGCAAGCACGAGAACUCGGUGGAGUGCUGGGACCCCGACACAAACACUUGGACAUCUCUCGAGAGGAUGUUUGAGAGCCAGAGCACGCUGGGAGUGGUCGUGCUGGAGGGAGAGCUCUACGCCUUGGGCGGCUACGACGGGCAGUCUUACUUACGAACUGUUGAGAAAUACAUCCCUAAAGUGAAGGAAUGGCAGCUGGUGGCCCCCAUGAACAAAACGAGAAGUUGUUUUGCUGCGGCCGUCCUGGACGGAAUGAUAUACGCCAUCGGGGGUUACGGCCCUGCCCACAUGAACAG
Molecule: messenger RNA, 1343 nt
Organism: Apaloderma vittatum (bar-tailed trogon)
Lineage: Eukaryota; Metazoa; Chordata; Aves; Trogoniformes; Trogonidae
Gene: KLHL28
Product: kelch-like family member 28
Exons: 2
Molecular function (GO): protein binding
Source: RefSeq, a predicted model, not a curated record